UACCGCCGCGCAUCAGCAAACUGCAGCAGCGCCGCACGCCUCUGAAAAACCGGAAUAUAUGGCAAGUGGACAGGGACGGGUGCUGUGUACGAAGUGGAAUUUCUGAGAGGAAAGAAGAAGAAAAAAGCUGGGGAGAGAGUGAAGUUUCAGCGGCGUGAGGAUAGCACUUUGUUUUCUGGUUGGUGUUGUAGUUUCCAGCGACUCUGCCUUGAAGUAGAUUUUUAAGCAGAGACUCAUUCGGCUUCUCGGUUCCUCCUCCCCCCUUCCCCCGAAACUCAACCAAAAUACUCCAACUCUUGUCCUGUGCACCCUGGAGGAUAUUACCGCACUUUGACUUAUCGUCCUCUCUGAGCCCAGCUGUGUUUGCUGCCCAGCCUGGAUAAGACUUUACUAUGGAUGAACCCCUGAAAGGGACGAUCGACUGCAGCUGAAAAUCUUAAAUAGCAUCAGGACCAUGUGGAAAAACUUGCUUACAGGAGUCCACUAUCCCUUCUCAAGCUGUUGUUAAGCUUUGCGCAGAACAAUCAAGGCAGAAUGACUGAGGUGUGUUCCUCCGUGGUGAAAACACAUCUUAUCAGAAGUAUCAGACCGCUGAUAAUGAAAGGCUUCCCCAAACGAAGAGUUGGAUUUUAAUUUUUUGUGUUGAGUUGUAUUUUUAUUUUAUUUUUUUUAAUUGGAAAGACUUCUGUAUUACAGAUAUAGUAAAACAGACUUCUACAUGAGCUGCUGCAAUGGACUAGAAGCCCAUGUGUAGCAGGACAGCUGCUGCAGCUCGUGGAAUAACGUAGCCCCAGACUGUUGGGGACUCCCUCCUUCAGGGGCCGAGGGAUCUGUUCCCAGCCCCAACCUGCCCUGUCGUCUGACCAUCCCACCUGUCUGAACGCAGACCCCGCUAUCCAAUGGCAUGGGUCAAAUUCUUCAGGAAGCCGGGGGGCAAUCUGGGGAAAUCUUACCAGCCGGGGAGCAUGCUGUCUCUGGCCCCCACCAAAGGACUGCUGAAUGAGCCAGGCCAGAACAGCUGCUUCCUCAACAGUGCUGUGCAGGUACUGUGGCAGCUGGACAUCUUCAGACGCAGUUUGAGGCAGCUCCCUGGACACUUCUGUUUAGGAGAGUCAUGCAUCUUUUGUGCGUUAAAGGGCAUUUUCUCCCAGUUCCAGCACAGUCGGGAGCGAGCCCUGCCCUCUGACAACCUGCGUCACGCCUUGGCAGAGACCUUUAAGGACGAGCAGCGCUUCCAGCUGGGCUUCAUGGAUGAUGCCGCGGAGUGCUUUGAGAACAUACUAGAGAGGAUCCACCUGCACAUUGUGCCUGAGGAGACAGAUUCCUGCACUUCACAGUCUUGCAUCACUCAUCAGAAGUUUGCUAUGUCAGUUUACGAGCAGUCCGUGUGCCGUAGCUGUGGGGCAUCAUCCGACCCACUGCCGUUCACUGAGCUGGUGCAUUAUAUCUCUACCACUGCACUCUGUCAACAGUCGCUUCAGCGCAGAGACGAGUCGUUUGGGGAUCUGUUACAAGCAGCGAGUACGAUAGGGGACCUUCGCAACUGUCCAAGCAACUGUGGUCAGAGGAUAAAGAUCAGACGGGUCCUCAUGAACUCCCCAGAAAUAGUUACCAUAGGCUUCGUCUGGGACUCCGACCAAUCAGACCUCACUGAGGAUGUUAUCCGCUCACUUGGACCUCAUCUCAGUCUCUCUGCGCUUUUCUACAGGGUAACAGAUGAACAUGCCAAAAAGGGAGAGCUGCAGCUCGUGGGGAUGAUCUGCUAUUCCAGCCGCCACUACUGUGCCUUCGCCUUCCACACCAAGUCCUCCAAGUGGGUCUUCUUUGAUGAUGCCACAGUGAAAGAGAUUGGCUCCAGGUGGAAAGAUGUGGUCACCAAAUGCAUCAAAGGUCACUUCCAGCCUCUCCUCCUCUUUUACUCCAACCCUGACGGGAGUGCUAUCAUCGCGGAUGAUGCCUCAAGACAGAACAGCAGCCAGUCCCAAGUGCAAGGCUUUGAGUCUCCAGUGUCAGCAACUAAAAAACUGGACCUCACCAAAGACAAUCUUAACGCUUUGUUGAGCCAAGGCUCCUUCAAACAGAAGACCCCUUCAACCUUCAGCAGGAGCAGCGCUCAGACCAGCGGAGGCCGGGGACCAGUGAAAAUUACCACCACUGAUCCCAAGAGUCGCCUCAGGGAGAUUUCUCGAGAAGUUGCCCAGAGAGCAGGAGAGGUGCGUGGGAUGCAUCCAUCCAGAAGAGAGCCUGACAGGAGCGGUCAGCGGAGGCCGGAGUUACGUCACAGAGAUCAGGGUCAGGACAGGACGUACUCCCGCUCCGUCUCCCCUCCAGAGAAUGGCUUCAAGCAACACCUGGAGACUCGACUGUACAGCAGCCAAGGAAAAGGUCCCACUCGGACUGAGCGAACACCCCACUUUGGUGGUCGGUCCUCCUAUGAACCCGCUCGCUCUCACUCCAGAGUCCAAGUGCUACCCAGUGUGCCUGUUAUUAGCAGUGGCAAUCAUAGCCGGAGACUAGACGAGCUGUCCAAUGGAUAUGAUACUGACAGCAGCCAAGACUCCCGAGAGCGUCCUGGAAGUGGAGGGAACAGUCGCAGCAGGUCUAGCCGCCCGUGGAAGCCUAUGCGGGAGGCACUAAAUGUGGACAGUGUUAUAAGUGCCAUUGGUGAUGGUAAUUCAGUAAGUCAACAGCGAAGGCAGCAUAGUCCCCGGAGAAGACCCAGCAGUCAGUCUCCCUCCCGUGACCGAGAGCAAGACAGAGAGUUUACGUGGGGAGGCCGGGAAGAACGUAAACCCAAGAGCCUGAUGACCAUCUACGAGGAUGAGCAGAGGCAUGAAACUGGUGGCAGCCGAAGCUCGCUGGACUCAGAUGGCCGGGGCGGCUACAGCGACAAGGACAGGUCAAAAGGCUCUGCAACUCUGAAAAUGCGGAAUGACAACUGGAAGAUCCAGCGAACUGAAUCUGGAUAUGAAAGUAGUGACAGACUGAGCAAUGGCUCAGCAAACCUUGACUCACCUGUGGUAGAGAACCUUUCUUCCAAGGACCUGCGGCCCAUACCUGAGUUGCAUCUGACAAGGGAUCACUUCCCUCCGAGAAGCAGUGAUGAUCUGAAGGCUGACAUGCUUCACUCUACGUUUUCCACUGAUGAACAAGGAAGAAAAUCUCCAGAUCUGCAAGAUGCAAACAUAAUCUCUGGUCACCCCGUUCAAAGACGAAGAGCCUUCCGGUACACUCCUGGAAUCUUGGAAAAGAACAAUGGUCUGGACAGCGAACAAGAAGAAAAUGUGGAUGGUAGUAGCCCUGUGAGCCCUGUGCCUCCUUACUUAGCAAAGACCAGCAGUUCUGAGUGGAACAGCUCAGAUGACCUUGCUGGACCCUUCUCUGAACAAGAAGAGACUGGCACCGCUGCCCACUUAGACACUUUCACGCACAACCAUCCUCCCCCUUUACCCCCCAAGCCCUUUGGCAGCAGUCACACUGACCCAUCUAGCGUCCACUCCCAACCGCCGGAGGUGCCAACACGGUCGAGCCCCCGCAGUGAACCCAAAAAUGGCUCGUCGCCCCUCUCGCACACCAUCCUCCGUCGGUGGAUUGAGACACCUGCCGAGCACAGGCUUUCAUCCGACGCCAGCUCCAAGUCGGGGUCAUCGGACCAGGACAGGAACAAUCUGUCGGCCAGCGAGAGCGACGAGAGGUUACCCAGUCCAAAGCCUGGCCACGAUGAUGGUACAGACUCCCCUACUCUGACAGAUAUGGUUCUUCCCACCACUUACUUUUCUGUGGAUAACUGUAUGACAGACACUUACCGGGCCAAAUACCAUAAGAGGCCUGCCUUAUACAUGAAGGCAGAGGACCAUGCGUCAUCAGGGGAGAGUGAUGCUGAAGGGAGAGGGCUCCCUCUGCCAGAUGUUCAGCCACCAGAGCCUUCCAAAAGCCGAUCAGAAUCAGGCUAUUCUACCACUAAGUCUACUGCAAAGUGGAAUCCAGUUACUCCAAAAGGACUUGAUGAGCAUGGUUUCCUAUGAUUUUAGCAUCAAAGACUUGGACUGGAUGCCCAAAGGAAUUGUUAUGCACUAGACUUCUGCACAGUUUGACUCCUUCUGACUGGGAUGUGUAUUUACGUAUGAACUUGUUGUAAAAGUUACAAAGUUGGACAUGAACUGGAUGCCAAAGAGAUUGUAAAAAGAGCGACAGGUGUCCUUAAUAGCUGUCUGGCUGUUUUGGUUUAAACUAUAAAAGCUUUGAAUGAAUAGUGAAUUUGCACAGUAGGUAGCGCCAGAAUGGUACAGAUAAAGAAACAUGCCUAAAAUAUUUUUCCGUUGAUGAUUUUUGAGCUUUUGGAGCUCAGAAGCAAAGGGUUAGGUGAGUAAAGAAUGUGUCACAAAGCGUCACUUUACCACACAAGAGAUUAAAAGAUUUAUUUUACAUGAAGAGAUAACCAAUGUCUUGCAGUUCUGCUUUCUCACACUCUAUCAAAUGCUUUUAUUUGUUUAACGGCUCACAUUUCAGUGUUAUGGGGUGCCUGCCCCAGUUCUGUCUAUUUUUGACAUUACCCUUCAGUUUUCAGUGGGUUUUGAAGAACAUAAGGUUCCAUGUUUUUUGGUAGAUUUUGGAAAGUAAUUCUACAUAUUGGACACUCUCUUGACACGACUUAAAAAUGGAUCCCAAGGAUCCGUGUGAAUAUGAAGCUCAAGGAUACCCACAUUGGUUUUUGGCCCAUAAGACCUCUGUUAAGGUUGAACAACUUGGAGUUUUGUUGGUACGUGGUGUUUAAUGACCUCUGCAAAUAACUGGCAAAGGUUUUUCUUUUAUCUCACCCUCUGUCAAACUCCUUACAAGAGCAGGUCUGGGUCUAAUAUACCAAGUCUGACCAGCAGUGUGGGUGUCCAGGGGCUAUAAGGUGAAUGGGUAAACAUGUUAAAUUGAUUGCAUAUUGGUUAAGAAUAUUAUGUAGCACGAGGCACUCCUGCAUACGUCCCAUCAUUCGCACAUAUUUAGUGUGUUUUAUGUCUUUGCACUGUAUUUCUGAUGAAUUAUUAUUCUUUUCACACUCCUUACAGUUAUAUCCUUCCAUUUAUUUGUCUAAUUUCUGAGUUUUCUGUCUCACUUCUUAAAGUAGCUCCUAAUAGGACAUGGACAUGCAAGGAUUCAAAAGCUUCAUUUAGAAAUAGACAGGGCUUGCUUUUUGAGGGUUGUUAUCAAUAACAUGUUGUAAACCUGAGUAGUGGACUGUUUUUGUUUUAAAAUGUUUUAUAUAUGCAGCGGACUCUAAUGCACAGUGCCUUUUGUAUUUUUCUAUGUCAGGACAAGAUUAAAUUGGAGCCAUGAUUUGUACAAUUCUUUGAUUUUAAAGAAUUUUUGUAACAUUUAAUUUUAUUUUUAUUGAUUAACAGUUGUUAAAUAAACAGUUUUAUUUAACCAUA
Messenger RNA from Toxotes jaculatrix (banded archerfish), 5423 nucleotides. Its product is annotated as inactive ubiquitin carboxyl-terminal hydrolase 53-like. The record is from RefSeq and is a predicted model, not a curated record. Gene Ontology annotation, cellular component: cell-cell junction. Gene Ontology annotation, biological process: response to auditory stimulus; sensory perception of sound; protein deubiquitination. The transcript is spliced from 17 exons. The coding region runs from base 900 to 4025 and encodes 1041 amino acids. Lineage: Eukaryota; Metazoa; Chordata; Actinopteri; Toxotidae. Gene Ontology annotation, molecular function: cysteine-type deubiquitinase activity.